UCUCCAGGGGCGGUUGCUCGCAUCCUUUGCUUCUUCGGGAAAUAAAAACAAUAAAAUUUAAAAGAAUAAAAUAGUAAUCUCUCCUUCGGCGUUAAAAGGUAAUGAAAAAUUAAGAUAAAAAAAAGGAGGAGAAACCCCAGAGAAUUAUAUAAAACCCAGAAACCGAGGAUCCCCCUUCCCUCUUCGCCUCGCCGGUUCCUUCCUUGCAGAUCCGAAAGUCCAAAACCCUAGCAGAGCUCGAAGGAGGACCACAAGGAAGAGGACGAGCAGGUAUCCAUCUUUGAUCGAGCUCCGGUGGUAGCCUCGAUCGAUUCAUCGCCUUCUCGUUUGAUCUCCUCGUCUGUGAUCCGCGUCGAUCGCAGGGAGCCGACUCGAUUGGGUCGCGUUCUGAGGCGUUUUUUAAUCGCGGUUGAGAGCUUUGUUCUCCGAGAUGGCUGCCCCGCAGACGAGCGCCGCCGCCCCUGGAUCUCCCCCCUCUGCCCAAGUGGUUGGGAACGCUUUUGUACAGCAGUACUACCAUAUCCUUCACCAGUCGCCGGAGCUGGUGUACCGGUUCUACCAGGAGAGCAGCAAGCUCGGACGGCCCGAGGCUUAUGGCGCCCUGAUCUCCGUCACCUCCAUGAAAGCGAUCAACGAGAAGAUACUGUCUAUGGACUUCCACAGAGCGGAGAUCAAGACAGUGGAUUCCCAAGAUUCGCUCGACGGUGGGGUGUUCGUCCUCGUGACGGGAUAUCUCACUGGGAAGGACAAUGUCAAGAGGGAUUUCACCCAGUCUUUCUUCCUGGCUCCCCAGGACAAAGGCUUCUUCGUUCUGAAUGACAUAUUUAGGUAUGUUGGAGAGGCCGAGCGCCAACUUGGAAGCCAGGGUUUGGAGAAUGGCGCUGGUGCUCCUCUUUCGCUGGAGCAGGAUUCCCCUCCACAAGAGGAGCAACAUGUUUCAGAGCCAGAGUCCUGUCCGCAAGAAGAGGAGGAGGAAGCCAAUGAGGAGGAAGUGUCCAACCCUUCGGACAAUGGAGAGGGUUCAGUCGUGGAGGAGGAGGAACUGGUUGGUGAGGUGAUUGAUGAAGCACCAAACAGUUCGCAGGCAGUGAUCUCUGAUGCAGCUGCUGCUACUGUUCAAGAAGAGGCACCAAAAAAAUCAUAUGCUUCAAUUGUGAAAGUCAUGAAAGAAAUUGCUGCUCCAUUAUCAGUUCCAACAUCUGCUUCUGCUAGGCCACCACCUGCUAAACCAGAAGGUCAGGCAGCCCCUGCUCCUAUGGCAGCUACAGCACCUGAUAUUCCUGCUGCUAAUUCUAGUGUGGUUGAAAGCAACAAUGUACAAGAGGCAGAAGCUGAUGGCCAUUCAAUAUACAUAAAAAGUUUGCCUUUGAAUGCUACACCCGAUCAGCUGGAAGAGGAGUUCAAGAGGUUUGGUCGUAUUAAACCUGGUGGCAUACAAGUUAGAAGCCAUAAGCUUCAAGGGUUUUGUUUUGGUUUCGUGGAGUUUGAGGAGGCUAAUGCAGUCCAAAGUGCAAUAGAGGCUUCGCCUAUAACGAUAGGUGGUCGCCAAGCUUUCGUUGAGGAAAAGCGGACCACUAGUUCACGAGUUGGUAACAGAGGAAGGUUUGCACCUGGCAGAGGGGGCGGAUUCCGGAACGACGGAAUAAGGGGGCGUGGAAUUUACAGUGGUGGGAGGGGUUAUGGUAGGGGGGAUUUCAAUAACAGACCUGAUUUUGGAGGCAGGGGUGGUGGUCGGGGCCGUGGAGGUGAUGUUGGAUAUCAAAGGGUUGAUCAUAUGGGAUCAAAUGGUGGGCGCGGAAGCCGUCCUGGAUCAUCAUCCAUCAGUGCAACCAAACAUUGAAUAAAGGAGCUGCUCGCCUUUGGAGUUCCAUUUCAAGGUUGCGGACCAUCUGCUCCUAAAAUUGUUUGGUUUGAAUACAUCAAGCACCUUUUUUCUAUUGUGUUCACAUGAGGAUGCCAGAAGCUUUCCUAUAGAUUGUACGGUUUCCCUAGUUCUUUUUCCACUAUUUUUGGCAGUGAGAAAACUUUUGUAGAAUAUGGAUGCUAUUCCAACAUGGCUUCACUGCAUUAAUUAGCUGACGUCUCUGUUUCAGUUUAGGACCUUAAUAUUUGAUUCUCCUGACCAUUGAGCAUUAUGGUAUCGUUUUGCCUUUCCACUUUGUGUUCAUGAACAACCGGUUGAUUUGUAUUGGGAUUUUGAUAAAAUGAUAAGCUAGUAGAAAACAAUUAUAUGUUCUGAA
This is a messenger RNA of Phoenix dactylifera (date palm), 2240 nucleotides long. RefSeq names its product nuclear transport factor 2-like. NCBI's taxonomy places the organism in Eukaryota, Viridiplantae, Streptophyta, Magnoliopsida, Arecales, Arecaceae. Gene Ontology annotation, cellular component: ribonucleoprotein complex; cytosol. Gene Ontology annotation, molecular function: mRNA binding. The record is from RefSeq and is a predicted model, not a curated record.